This is a messenger RNA of Exophiala xenobiotica, 1299 nucleotides long. RefSeq lists its product as uncharacterized. Bases 50 to 1126 code for a protein of 358 amino acids. Gene Ontology annotation, cellular component: mitochondrion. Gene Ontology annotation, biological process: mitochondrial respiratory chain complex I assembly. The transcript has a single exon. The record is from RefSeq and is a predicted model, not a curated record. NCBI's taxonomy places the organism in Eukaryota, Fungi, Ascomycota, Eurotiomycetes, Chaetothyriales, Herpotrichiellaceae.
UCCACGGCCAGACAUUAACUUGUCUGAGCCCAUUGCACGCUUGCUCGCCAUGAAGCCACCGAAUCUACGGCCUUGGCUUCCCACUUCAGCUCUUAAAAGGCGUCCAGCUCUUCGCCGCCCAUACGCCAUUCAAUCCCCCGGCGCGCCCACUCUCCAAAUCUUCAACGAAAACGUCAAAUACCUCCAGAAAGAACGAGCGGCUUCAAAUCACGAACACAGCCGCAAAACGGACUAUCUGAAGGAUGAGGUCGCUCAGCGCCUCGUCGACCGUCUGCUUGACAUCAACAGGCAAUUCCCACGAGUCCUUGACCUCGGCGCGAACAGCUGCAACAUCGCCCGCGCACUGUCGAAACCACCACUCAUUGCACCUGAGAUUCCGGAGGGCAAGGAUGAAGCCAAAAUCCCACUGUCUGAACGUGUGCAACAUCUCGUGUGCGUAGAAACCUCUCCGACGACCCUGCACCGCGACGAUGCACUUCCUGCCCCAGAGGUCCCUAUCACACAAACCAUAUUGCCUACUCUCGAGACACUACCUUAUGAUGCGGACAGCUUCGACGCGGUAAUAUCAUCGCUCUCGUUGCACUGGAUAAACGACCUCCCCUCCGUCCUAUCGAGUAUAAACAACAUUCUCAAACCUGACGCUCCUUUCUUGGCUGCCAUGUUCGGGGGAGAUACACUCUUCGAACUACGUUCAUCAUUGCAACUAGCUGAUCUUGAGCGGAGAGGUGGUGUGUCUCCACAUAUAUCACCCCUGGCAGAUGUGCGAGAUGUAGGGAAUCUACUCAAUCGAGCCGGCUUCAGGCUCCUGACCGUCGACGUGGAUGAUAUUGUGGUGGAAUACCCGGAUACAUUCUCUCUGAUGACGGACAUACAAGCCAUGGGCGAAGGGAAUGCGAUCCUCAAGUCUAUGGGCGGACCUAUGAGCCGGGACGUUCUGUUGGCGAAUGAGGCCAUAUACAGAGAAUUGCAUUGUCGGGAGGAUGAGAAGGAUAGAAUACCGGCCACAUUCAGGGUCAUUUACAUGAUUGGGUGGAAGGCUGGAGCAGGGCAACCAGAGCCCCUGGAGAGAGGAAGCGGGAAAGUCAACAUCAAGGACAUACUCGGCGGUGGAGACUUCAGUCGAUAGCAAGGCCGGCUGAGAUUUCUCAAAAAGAAACAUAGAGCCUGCCAGAGCUUCGCCCCUGCUUGUAAAGCUCAGAAAUGGGAAACGAGAAUGCGUGAUGUGAAACUGUUGAAUUUUGCAUUGCUUGGUAUCUGCACUGACGUUCAACCUAGACACAAUGCAACCUCUGCAUGCUU